AUGUCUGAUCACAGCUUGCUAGACAAUGUCCGAUUGUGGCCACAGAAAUACAACGAAAUAAAGAAAUCUGAAUGGCUUAUGGAUUAUAAAAAAGAAACACUACAUGAUUGUUUGCGAGAAACCAUGUCUAUAGAGUUAGUUACCGAUGAAACAAUGUCAUUUCAAUACAAAAAUAAUCCAACAAGAAUUCUUGAAGCAUUCGAUGAAGAUGCUUGCUACAUUCAGGCAAUGGCUUCAGAGGGCACACAUCAAAUCAACACACAAGGAGCGAGGAAACAAUCGUUCAUGUUGAAUAUUUCUGAUGUAUGUGUUUGUAAUGAUGGGGCUGUGUAUUUUACUGACAAUGAGAACGAGGCCAUCUGCCGUCUAUCAACGUCGGGGUCCGUUUCUAAAGUCUUUAACACGUAUCCACAAAUACCACUUGGAAUAUGUCAGUCAAUAACGGGUGAUCUGCUAGUCACACAGAUUCCCUCUGCGAUAAAACGUAUUUCCAGACCAUACUGUUCUUGUGAACGUUAUUACUGUUAUUGUUUUCCUCCAUUGUUGCAGCUGACGUUGACAGGCGAGGUGAUACACAACUACAAGUUUCAAGAUCACAAACAACCAAUCACUUACCUACGGCGAGUCAUGCAAAAUGGUAACCAUGAUAUCUGUGUUGUAAACUGGACAGCUUCCACUGCGGCUUUGGCGGAACGCAGCAAGCGCUAA
Saccostrea cuccullata (small rock oyster) is the source of this 708-nucleotide messenger RNA. RefSeq lists its product as uncharacterized. The coding region runs from base 1 to 708 and encodes 235 amino acids. The transcript is spliced from 2 exons. The record is from RefSeq and is a predicted model, not a curated record. Lineage: Eukaryota; Metazoa; Mollusca; Bivalvia; Ostreida; Ostreidae.